Oncorhynchus keta (chum salmon) is the source of this 1864-nucleotide messenger RNA. RefSeq lists its product as uncharacterized. NCBI's taxonomy places the organism in Eukaryota, Metazoa, Chordata, Actinopteri, Salmoniformes, Salmonidae. The coding region runs from base 64 to 999 and encodes 311 amino acids. The transcript is spliced from 2 exons. The record is from RefSeq and is a predicted model, not a curated record.
CAAGGAUCCGAUUUCUGCCAAACUAUCAUCUCUGAUGGUUCUCUGCAGGAAACAAGUCGGCUUAUGCUGAGCUCUUCUUCCAUCUCCAUUAGUUCCUCACAGGUUUUCUGUGACACAAAGAGCCUUUUCACCAAUAUAAUGGUCAAUCAGGUCAUGGAUACCUGUUCUGUGGUCUCCAAUUCAUCAGAAGAAUUAUCAGAGUUGAUGAACAUAAUCAAUGGGUUGUCCCCAACUGAUGCUGGAACACUUGACUCUGACAGACCGUCUCUCAUGACCACUAGCCGUCAGUCUAGUUCCAAAUCAUUGCCUCGACCCUCUCUGUCUGGCAGCAGUACACACAAUGGUGGAACUGUGGAUAUUCAAGUUUUAGGAGAGGUGGAAUCCAAGAUGGACAACAAAGAUCUGGAGAUGUCUAGUGUCUCUGUGCAUCCAUCAACUCCAUCAGCCAUGGACUCUGAUACACAUGCAUCAUUUGACUCCACUAGCAAUGACUACACCUCUUUGGUACUUUUACUGAUUGUUAGAUUGCUGUCAAUGAUCACCCCUAUCACAUUACUGGAAUCCUCUGACAUUGGUGAAACAUCAAGAGUUCUCACAAAGAGGAUUCUGUCUGAGUUCUGUGGCACCUCAGGCCUUGAACCAACUCAAGCCUACCCCCAGAAUCUGAAAAUCAAAAAGAUUUUCAAGGCUGUCUACAUGGGGCUUCUUCAAGAAUUCGGGUCAGAGAAGAUGCUCCAGGUUGCAAUGAAGUCAACGGAUUAUGCAUUUGACGAUGCCCUGGUAAAAUCAUUAACGAGGGUACUACUAACUAAAUGCAAUGAGGCGAGCUCUUCACCUCCCUCCAUGACACAGUUGUCAUCACACAAUGCACUUGGCAGUGACGAGGUAGGUAAUUCUGGGCUUCCAACAACUGGUAUAAAGGAAAAGAAGAGAGGAAGAUUCAGCGCUCUCUGUGGACUCAAUCCAAAGGUACAUAUGUCAUCAAAAUACAAAUUGUAAAGAUUAUUUUUAUUAAUUACAUACAGUAUGAUGGUAAACACUGAUACCCUUUGUGUGCAAUUUCUCCUACUGUAUAAAUGACUGUUUGUUACCCAGUGUACAAAGAAGAUCAACAAGAAGAACCACUGCACUCCAACACCUUCCCAGAACCAGACCCCUGCCCUCAGUGAAACAGAGUGAUCUUCCUUGGCCUCAUCACAUGUCUCAGUGGCUCCUCCUUAGAAGGGAGGGGUACACCACCACGGGACAGCCCAUACACUCAUCGCUACAGAUCGAACUUCAGACUCCCUCCAAAACCACUGAACCCCUCAACACACCGAAAAACUUUACGAUGCACACCCUUAGAGGGAGCCGGAACAGGAUAACUCCCUCCAAACUCACAAAGACAUAGAGGAGGAGGAAAUAUCCAACACCCAGGGAGAGAGAACGAGUGACCUCAGUCGAAUACAGUCAGAAAGAGGAGGUGGAAGAGGCGUUAGAUAGAGGAGUAGGCUUCCCCAGAGGCCAUUCCUCCUGUUCAUGUGAGCAAGAAAGAGCAGAAGACUUCUGAUCAGCCAAAUGGCAGGCAGAGGGAGAGGUCAUAGUGAUUCACACCCACAGAGAGAAAGACAACCCACACAAGCUCUUGGUUGAGAUGAACCACACAGAGGUAGAGGCAGAGGGCUUUCAGGGCUAGCCAGUCAGUCUGCCUGCUCUAAUCCUCAAGUCAAUUGUAUUUAAAUUAAUGUUCAUUAAAGAUUUUUAUUCAAUAAUUGAAAAGUCCCAUUUACUUAAUGAUCAUUUUUCACUGUCUUCAACCCUCAAGAACCAGGGUGAGUCUGGGUCACCCUUUUACUGGGCAAACACAACUUGCAUAUCAUCAUAG